Molecule: messenger RNA, 1617 nt
Organism: Paramecium tetraurelia
Lineage: Eukaryota; Ciliophora; Oligohymenophorea; Peniculida; Parameciidae
Exons: 3
Source: RefSeq, a predicted model, not a curated record
AUGCAAUAUCAUGUUUCCAAAUAAGAUGUUUUAGGAACUCUCCAAGAUGUCUUCUUGUAAAGGAGUCAUCAAUUGAACAAUUUAAAGCAUUCCCACAAGCAAAAGAAACCUCCUUCUGCGAUUAAGGCCAAGCUCGAUCCCAGUACUAGCAAAAACAAGUUGGAGCGGUAUUUGGAAAAGUACUAAUAAAGAAAAUAAUUGUAAGAGGAAAAUAAUAGUUCCCUUGCACAAUCCAUUCAAAAUACAAAUAUGGCUAAAUUGCAGCAAAAAUUGAAUGAUAGUCAAACAGCCUAUUCAAGUAAGAUGAGUCUUCCAAGGGAGUCCACGGAAAACGACGACAAAGAACAAUAAUUGAUAGGAGUGGGAUUAUCACAAUACAUGCAAUAAUUACAGCGAUCCAAGUUGCAAAGUGCAUAAGUCAAUUAAGAAUGCUAAACUGAAUCACAAAAAGAGUAGGUAGAUGUUUAAAGUGCGAAUGGAUCAAUUUAAGAUAAUAAUUAAUCUAGCAACUCUGUAGGUGAGGAAAUUAAAAUAUUAAACACUAAACAUGUUCAAUGGAAUACUCAUAAUAAGCAGAUUCAAUUGGGUCUUUAAUUGGAGACAGGAUAGCAUAUCAAACAAGACUUUUCAUGUUAAUUUAAUACUGAAAUCAAACUUAAUUAAUUGAUUGAAAAUUAGUAAAUUAAAUAAAUUUGUCAAAACAAUCAAGAAAUUAAGUUGGCGCCUUAAAAUGAUUUUGGAUGCUAAUUUAAUUAAUCUAACAAUUAAAUAAGUAUAAUUUUGCAAGAUUAAUGCACAAAGAAUACCAGAACAAAAAAUAGGUGUCUGACGUCAGCUAGCCGAAAAGAUUAAAAUAACCAACUUAAUAGUAAUGAUCAAAUAACUUUCUUGGAAUAAGAAUUACAAUUAAGAGACGAGAUGUUGGAAACUAAGACACGUACUAUUGCUGAUCUACAAUAAUAGUUAAAUGACUUUUAUCAGAUAUUUAGUAAGGAGAGUGACAUUGAACAAGAUAAUGGCUAAUAGGAUUUAAAUCUAUCGAGCGAACAUUGGAAAGUCGAUGAGUUGAAUAGACAAUCUGACAAUGAUGAGGAUUAGUUAACAUCGCUUAUGUUGAAAUAAAGUGAAGAGAUCCAAGAAUUGAAAAGAGUUCUGGAUGAGGCAAUUGAAGCGAAGAAACAAUUGAGCGAGGAACAGGAAGAGUUGAUCAUCUAAAUUAAAUAAUGUAAAUAAAAAUUGAUCGACGUUGAAGAAAGUAAAGCUAGAGAAAUAGACUGUCUUAAUCAGGAUUAUUAAGAUAAAUUAUCAAAGUAGAAUAUGAUAAUGGAUGAAUUGCAAUCUCAAAUAUGCAGCAUUCAAACUAGUCCAACUGAAAUUCCUUUGAAUUCUAAUUAGAUUACUGUGAUUCAUCCUACACAAGAACAAUCUAUUGAUGAGCGGGAUUCUUUCUCUUCUUAGGGGAAGACUAAGAAUGUCUUGAAACAUAUCAACAAGAUGUCCAUAAUGACUGCAGGUUGGAUGUCCAACAAAUAAGAUUAUGUUACUCUUGGGGUCUUGGGGAGAAUCGAUCAGACUAAGAGUUAAACAAAAUUAGAUUCGUUUAAAAAAUUAAAUUGA